Molecule: messenger RNA, 755 nt
Organism: Nelumbo nucifera (sacred lotus)
Lineage: Eukaryota; Viridiplantae; Streptophyta; Magnoliopsida; Proteales; Nelumbonaceae
Source: RefSeq, a predicted model, not a curated record
ACCAGUAACCACUGUGUAUUUUGUUUUUCCUUCUAUAAAUAACUCCUCUCUUGCGCAGGUUUCAUUUUCGUAUUUCGGCCAGCACUGCCAAAGCAAGCAAAACAGUAAGGAUGAGUUAUUAUAACCAGCAACAGCCUCCCGUCGGCGUUCCUCCUCCCCAAGGAUAUCCUCCUGAGGGGUACCCAAAAGACGCUUAUCCUCCACCAGGUUAUCCUCAAGCGGGUUAUCCCCCACAGGGAUAUCCUCCACCCGGUUACCCACCGCAAGGGUAUCCUCCGGCGGGAUACGCUCCGCCACCACCACCUCAACAACAACAGAGCGGCGGUUUCUUGGAAGGAUGUUUGGCUGCUCUAUGCUGUUGCUGUCUUCUGGACGCCUGCUUCUGAAAGGAGAGAAGAGAGAAACUCUCGCCCAGCAGCUGCUAUUGAUCGACGAAUUAACGAGGUUCAAUUUUAAUGAUUUGGAUAAAAACGAAUCACUCUGGCACGGUGACACCAAACGGGCAUUCUCUGCUUAAAUCCUCUCUGUUUUAGAUUCCAUUUUUUUCCCUUUUAUUAGAGAAUUUGGGAGUUUGUUUAUUACUUGGAAACGUAACCUCACCUUUGGUGGUGUGUGCGGGUUGUGGGGUCAGAUUUGGUAAUGUGGGUUGUGUGCAGGGGUUUCCGUUAUGUCAACUUUACACCUAUUUUUUACUUAAUUUGGUUGAUUGAUAGGAACUUAUGCUCUUUUAACAAAAGUCAGCAACAGUUGUCUUA